This is a messenger RNA of Fraxinus pennsylvanica, 2283 nucleotides long. NCBI's taxonomy places the organism in Eukaryota, Viridiplantae, Streptophyta, Magnoliopsida, Lamiales, Oleaceae. The record is from the annotation of a GenBank genome assembly.
AUGAGGAGUGGCGGUGGUAAGUACUAUACGGUGGGGGAUUACAUGGUGGGGAGGCAAAUAGGGUCGGGUUCAUUUUCAACGGUUUGGCAUGCGCACCACCGCAUUCACGGAACCGAGGUGGCAAUUAAGGAAAUUGACACGGCCAAGUUGGAUUUGAAGCUACAACAGAGUCUCAAGUCGGAGAUAUUCAUCCUAAAGAAAAUCAAUCACCCUAACAUCAUUCGUUUGCAUGAUAUGAUCGAGGAACCUGAUAAGGUAUAUAUCAUUUUGGAGUACUGCAAAGGGGGUGACCUAUCAAUGUAUAUUCAACAACACCUAGGAAGAAUCCCUGAAGUAACUGCAAAGCACUUUAUGCAGCAACUUGCGGCAGGUCUUAAAAUUCUGCGUGAAAAUGACCUUAUACAUCGGGAUUUAAAACCCCAGAAUCUUCUCCUUUCCACUGAUGAUGAAAACGCUGUUCUGAAGAUUGCUGAUUUUGGGUUUGCUAGAUCUCUACAACAUAGAGUUCUUGCAGAAACCUUUUGUGGUUCGCCACUAUACAUGGCUCCUGAAAUAAUGCAACUCCAGAAGUACGAUGCAAAGGCAGAUCUGUGGAGUGUUGGUGCCAUUCUAUUUCAACUUGUCACGGGGAAGACUCCAUAUACAGGAAACAAUCAGAUACAGCUGCUUCAGAACAUUAAAAAAUCGACUGAAUUGCAAUUUCCUCCAGAGGCGAAAAAUUUGAGUCCUGAUUGCAUGGAUUUGUGUAGGAAAUUGCUGCGCCGUAAUCCAGUGGAGCGGUUGACAUUUGAAGAAUUUUUCAAUCAUCUCUAUCUUUCUCAGAGGCAACCUCAUGAUUCAGUCAGGAAUAAGCAAUCUGCAAGAGCAGUAUAUGAUUUCCCUUUUUCUGAAAGGAACCAAGAAGAUGGUUCACAGGAAGAUUGCUUGCCCUUCAGUCUAGACGAUGAUUCCAGCAGGCUUCAUUCUCACCCAUCUACGUUAAGGACGUCUCCCAUGAGAUCCACAUAUGGAUUUUCUCUUGAUUUAAAACCUGAUAAGAGGGAAGUUUUUAGUCUUUCAAACAAAGCGGAUUCUAUUUCCAACUUUAAUAGUACCCCACGUAAAACAGAAAUUACAGGGUCCAGUCUUGGCAGCCGUCGACUUUCAGAGGGAAACCUGAAAGGAUCUCGUAAAACCUUGGACUUCAGGCAACUAAAUACUGUCCCAAAAGAUGUGGAUUCAUUCGAGUCAAUAGAUCAGGAAUAUGUCCUCGUGCCUGGUCCCCCUACAGACUUAUCAUCUUCUGCACAUGCUUCUAUGCUAAGUCAUUUGCCAUCUAAAUCUGCAACUGGCAGAGUCGACUACACUGGAAGCCUAGAAAGUCGCAGCUCCGCUCCUGGGACUUCACAAGGGUCAAUGGAUUCAGGAGACACUUUUGAAAAGCCAUCAACUGACUUCAUGACAAGGAUCAAGUCAUUGCAACGUUGUGCAUCUGCCAUCACUGAUUUAGUGAGGGAGAAGAUUGAGGCAGGAAAACAACUGGAAGCAUUUUCAAUUCAGUUUCUAACUCUUGCUAUAUGGAAGCAAGCAUUGUAUAUUUGUCAUACUCAUGCUGCAUCAGCUACUGAAGGAAGUCCAAUCCAAGAGACUAUAAAAUUGAAGGAAAUCUCUAAGAUAGAAAGAGCAUUUGUUCAUGAAGUUGGGUAUGCGGAAGAACUUGCUAAAGUGAUAGAACCUGGAAAUACGGACUUGCCAGACGCAAUGGAGCUGAUAUAUCAAUCUGCCCUUGCUUUAGGCAGGCGUGCGGCUGUAGACGAGUACUUCAGAGAUGCAGAAAACGCACUGAUUUACUAUUCAAAAGCGGUGUACUUAUUAGUAUUUAUUCUAGUGGAAGCACCAUGCCUCAUUCUGAAUCCUCCGUUCUCUCUAACGAACACAGAGCGGUGUAGGACUCGGAAUUACAUUGAUGCCCUUAUUAACAGGGAGAAUAUUUUGCGAAGGAUGGCUCUUUUCAAGAAAAAGGAUUCUCUUUGGGUGAAGUGGGUUAAUCAGUUUUUCUUGCGUGGGGCCGCAAUCUGGGAUUACACGGGGAAAAAAGCUGAUUCUCCUUUGAUUAAAAAGAUUCUGGAUAUAGCUGGGCAGAUUUUGCAGCCUCAUAUGCGGCCGACAAAUGGUGAAAUUGGCACAGUUCACGAAUCUGAGUGGUUUGAACAGCAACAGGCAGCAGUGAAUGGGCAUAUUUCACGUGCACAGGCUGCUGCGCAAAUUCUGGAUAGCUGGGUCCAGACUACUGACGAAGGAUAA